Molecule: messenger RNA, 641 nt
Organism: Entrophospora candida
Lineage: Eukaryota; Fungi; Glomeromycota; Glomeromycetes; Entrophosporales; Entrophosporaceae
Source: the annotation of a GenBank genome assembly
UUAUGGAUGAUAUGGAUGUAGAGACAGAGCAAGGUGAAGUAGGGCAUUGUGAAGAAAUAAUUAGUGAUAAUGAACUACUUGAUGAACAAGUAUUUGUUCUUCCUCGUAAUCACACACCACAAGCAUAUCUUGAUAUGUCAAAUACUGAUAUGGCAAGUAUGGAUAUACAUCUUCCAGAAAAUAAUAUUGGUUAUAGAUUGUUGACAAAGAUGGGUUGGAAGGCUGGUCAAGGUUUAGGAAGUUUUGAACAAGGUAGAAGAGAACCAAUUCGAAUAGAUAUUAAAUCUGAUAGUUUAGGAGUUGGGAAAUUAGAGGAGGAAAAUUAUUAUCAUUUUACUAGUACCUUGAAACGUAAAGCAUUAAGUAAAGUUCUAAAGAAAGAAUCCAUAAAAAAAGAAUUAGAAACAGUUAAAGCAGCAUUUUAUUGUGCAUUAUGUGACAAACAAUAUGCUAAAAUAUCUGAAUAUGAAAAUCAUUUAAAACCAGAAUUGUUGCUUCAUGCUUUCAUAAAUUCUGACACCUUUAAACUGCCCCAUGACUUAAUCUUAAGCUUAGUAGAAUCAACAGAUUGGUGGGAUCUUGAAUAUGAUAUAUCAAUAUGGGCUCCUCAUUUGAUUAAUGACUCUUCUGAUCCAGCAUAG